Messenger RNA from Hyaloperonospora brassicae, 1749 nucleotides. The record is from the annotation of a GenBank genome assembly. Lineage: Eukaryota; Oomycota; Peronosporomycetes; Peronosporales; Peronosporaceae.
AUGCGUCUCGUUUCGACCACUUCCACUCUAAGUAUCCUGCUGCUCGGCAGGGCACAUGAAGCAAUGGCUGCCGUGGUGCGCUACGACUGGAACUUCACGACACUCGAUCCCACUAUCUUUGAUGGUGUCAGGGGUGCUUUCGGCUACGGGAUCAACAACGAGCCAUGCGACAAGCACCCGAUCGACGUCGUCCUUGGCGACGAAGUGGAGGUCCACGUCACAAAUCAACUCACUGAGCCAACGUGUAUGCACUGGCAUGGACUCAAGCAGCUCGGGACCCAAGAAAUGGACGGGACUUCUGGCAUCACGCAAUGUCAGAUCCAGCCCAACGUGACGGCCAUUUACCGGUUCACGCCGGACAAAUGCGGCACCUUUUGGUACCACGGCCACGAAGAAGUGCAAUACGCGUACGGUCUCCGUGGCUCGCUCAUUGUCCAUUGCCCCGAAGACAAGAAGCAGAGCUGGGAGAGCGACGUCGAAGCAGAGUAUACGGUCCUUCUUGGCGACUGGUACCACGACUUGCCUGCGGGGGCCCCCAUUUGGGACACGGUUCUGAUCAACAAUAUCGGUCGCUAUGACUGUGCCGUAGCGCAAGCUGCUGGUUUAGAGUGUGUCCCGGGACGCCCAUUGCCUCGAUUCCAGUUCACACCAGGGAAAAAGUACCUCCUUCGGCUAAUCAACGCAUCGGCUUUGGCAGCGUUCAAAGUCAGUCUUGACGGACACAUGUUCCAAGUCGUUGCAAGUGAUGCCGACUACCUCGAGCCCUCGACGCCCGUCAACUCUGUGACGAUCAAUGCAGCCCAGCGAUACGACAUUCUCGUGCAAGCCAAGUCGACACCGUCUGAACAAAACGAUGUCGUCCAGCAACAACAACAAGGGGGUAACGAAACGGAUCCAGAAGCGACAGCAGCAGCGCUGGGCUCGUACUGGCUGCGCGUUAACUCGCUCUUUGGUGUUCCUUGGACUGCUCGCUUAGCCAGCGACGUCCCUGCAGGCUUCAACCCCGACGCGCUUGCCAUCAUCGACUAUGAAAGCAAUGCCACCGCAGACCCGACCACAUCGAGCUGGCCCACGGACGUGACCAUCGGCGAGUUUGACUAUAUUCCAGCCGAGCCAGUCGAGCUCCCAGCAGUUCCUGAUCAACGCAUUAUGGUGGAGUUCACGCUGGCCGUGCUUCCUGCAAACCCGGGGCGGUUUCUCGGAUACGUCUCGGUCGACGAAGGUCCUUUCAGCUCGCUUGUGACGCCAGAGAUUCCACCGCUAUUCUCGAUCGCACAAGGUGCUGCCACCGAAGACCUUCCAGUCACAGCAAACGCGAUCAAGCUGAACCACAACGAGCACGUUGAAGUGGUCGUAGUGAACGAGACACCGGAUCAGCACCCGUUCCACCUACACGUCCACUCGCCAUGGAUCGUUGGAAGUGGCCACGCUUCGCGAGACGCAAUCCUAUCGGGCAACAUCACGGCUUUGCGGCUCAGCGGACCCAUGCAGCACGACGUCUUUACUGUGCCAGAGUGCUUGACGGAUGACUCGGGUGCUUGCACGGACAUGGGCUACGUUGUCUUUCGCAUGAACGCCGACAACCCGGGGGUGUGGCUCAUGCACUGCCACAUCGACUGGCACUUUGUGAUCGGGUUGUCCGUGCUCUUUGUCGAGGCAGAGGAUGUCCUGCACGAAGAAGGUCUUGCUGCUUUCUCACCUAACAUGCUGUUGAGCGUGUGCAACCGAGAUGGCAACUUCACCCUCUAG